Siniperca chuatsi (mandarin fish) is the source of this 2039-nucleotide messenger RNA. RefSeq names its product prostate stem cell antigen-like. NCBI's taxonomy places the organism in Eukaryota, Metazoa, Chordata, Actinopteri, Centrarchiformes, Sinipercidae. The record is from RefSeq and is a predicted model, not a curated record. The transcript is spliced from 3 exons. Bases 815 to 1198 code for a protein of 127 amino acids.
UAAAUGAGAUGUGUGAAAGCCUCACAUCGGCACUUUCAAGACAGAAUAUAUAAACUCUCGUUGUUAUUAAACCCCCAAAUUCCCUUAAAUAUUACUGAGGACACGAUGCUGGUGUCCUCAGUGGGAGCUACAGCCCUGACUGAGAAAUAGAAAUCCUAUUUUUGCUUAACCUCCUUCACAGUGAGGUCAGAGGUCAUCUUAUUCAGCUGUAUUACACAAACUUCCUUUUUUCUCUACUUUGUCUCUGACUUCCUCUAGAAUGUGUCCUAAUUGUCUGUCCCUUUAAUUAAAUAAUCACUUAGUAAAGACGCUGUUGUUGUGAAGGGUCACGUAAUGUGAUAUAAAAAUGAACAUCAAGCAAAUACAAAACAUAAAUCUCCUUUGUAGGCUGUCUUUAACCAUGUCAGCUGAUCAUAAUUACCUCGCCAAAUUAAAUUUGAAGUUUUAGGGAGGAGUAACAUGGGUACACAAAUCAGGCCUAUGACAAAAGAUAGAUGACAAGAAGAGUAGUGACAUAAAGAGAAAAACUCAGAGGUGACUUAAGGGUGCUGACAAUACAAACUACGUUUAAGGAGGUACCACUUUAUCAGCUUAAAACAAAAUACAGUAAAACAGAAGUAAAGAAGAGACUGAGGGUGUGGGCUUGGACUUCAAAGACGAAGAGAAAUUUAAUUUAGGAAUGAGUUGGGGGAUGUAUCGGAUCAGCUGCAGCAGUUAGUUUGAUGAGACAGUUUAACAUCGCCCAAGAGGGGAUUUUUGGACGUGCUUGAAUAGAUAACUGAAAACAAUUUGAGGACUUCUUACUGGAAGCAUCAUGUCUCAUUCACAAUGUCUGAUUGUGCUCCUGUGUUGUCUACCUUUGGCAGGCUGUUUGCGCUGUUACACCUGUGUAUUCCCCGCAUUCUCUCCUCUGGACUGCUUAAAGUUUCCUCAGGAGUGCCCAGCUGGGCAGCGCUGCCUGUCUAGUACUGCGCUGGGAAAACGGGGCUCAUUUCAAGUGACGAUGUAUGAAAAGAGCUGUGCCAUCCCCUCCCAGUGCGGUGUGAGCGGACAGAAAUACGCCUCAGGCCUCUACUUCAACUACACCAACGUCUGCUGUGAUACAGACCUGUGUAACGGGGCCGUGUCCGUUGCUGCCCUCAGCUGGGGAGGAGUCGCUCUCUGCCUGCUGCCUGCACUCACUUUCCUGCUGGCCUGAGCAUCAGAGAUGAUGAUGGGCUGGAGGUCUAGAUGGGGGUCACGCUUAACACCAAACAUCAAAGAUGUAAGUGACCUGGAAAGGAUGUACACUCACAGGCACACGAGCAUGCACUUGUAAGCCAGUAGGGUUUGAAAAUUCAUGUUUUUAAUAAGAAUUAACAGGUAACGUGUCCUAGUGGCCACCCAAGAUAUGAUAUCACUGAUGCACUGAUUAUUUUCCUAACCAUAGUAUCCACGUAUCUUCUUAAAAAAAGCUUAAAAAAUAAAUCAAGACUUGGUCAGACAUGUGAGAUUGCUUUGUCAACUGCAGUUUCCAAUGUCAAGAAUGAACUUUUACACCAACAUGGAUGAGAAGUCCUCAAAAUACUCCAUCUCUAUUGGAGAAAAAGAAAAAAAGAGAAAAAGCGGAAAUUCAAACAACUACAUUUCCAUGUCAAAUGGCCGAAAGCUCCAGAAGAGAUACUAAAUGGAUCUUGACGUGCGAUUGUUUUAUUAACUGCUUUGAAACUCAAAAUAUAUACUGUUUGGCCAUGUUGAUGACCAGAUAAUGAUGCUAAUAAAACUUUAACAUUAAUAAACUACACUGAAGAGAUGCCUUCUCAGUAUUAUGCUUCUUAUUUGUGUGUAUCCAUGUUUCAGUGUAUGUACAUGUAUUGUUUUGUUUAAUUACUGCACUUGACAACAUGUUUAUAGUCAUUGCUGUCUAAGCUUUGAACGUACUGAUUGUAUAGACUAGAAAUGUUCUUGUUUGCACCUUUUUGUACGGCUUUUCCUUGACCAUCUCCAUGUUGUUACCAUGGAUAAUGGUUAAAAAGUAAAUAAAAACACAUCUGUCACUA